Messenger RNA from Fragaria vesca subsp. vesca, 948 nucleotides. Its product is annotated as phosphopantothenoylcysteine decarboxylase-like. The coding region runs from base 42 to 692 and encodes 216 amino acids. Gene Ontology annotation, cellular component: phosphopantothenoylcysteine decarboxylase complex. The transcript has 2 exons. Gene Ontology annotation, biological process: coenzyme A biosynthetic process. NCBI's taxonomy places the organism in Eukaryota, Viridiplantae, Streptophyta, Magnoliopsida, Rosales, Rosaceae. Gene Ontology annotation, molecular function: phosphopantothenoylcysteine decarboxylase activity; FMN binding. The record is from RefSeq and is a predicted model, not a curated record.
UCUAGGACGGUUAAGAACACUUGGGAUCUCUUGAGUAUAUUAUGGCUUGCUCUGAAUCUGGCGGAGAAGAAAGGGAACCAACACAAGCCAAUGCUGCGACGAGGAAGCCACGGAUUCUACUGGCUGCUAGUGGAAGUGUAGCUGCCAUAAAGUUUGGUAACCUCUGUCAUUCUUUUUGUGAAUGGGCUGAAGUAAGGGCUAUUGCCACGAAAGCAUCUUUGCAUUUCAUCGAUAGGGCAGCACUUCCCAAGGAUGUAAUUCUUUACACGGAUGAAGACGAAUGGUCCAGUUGGAACAAAAUAGGUGAUAGUGUGCUUCAUAUUGAGCUACGUCGUUGGGCUGAUGUCAUGGUUAUUGCCCCAUUGUCAGCAAACACCCUAGCCAAGAUUGCUGGCGGUUUAUGUGACAACCUACUCACUUGUGUUGUGCGAGCAUGGGACUACAACAAGCCUUUGUUUGUUGCACCAGCCAUGAACACCUUGAUGUGGAAGAACCCCUUCACUGAACGACAUCUCAUGUCCAUUGAUGAACUCGGAGUUUCACUCAUCCCACCCGUCUCGAAGAGGCUGGCUUGUGGGGAUUACGGGAAUGGUGCAAUGGCUGAGCCAUCUGUUAUAUAUUCUACCGUAAGACUAUUCUAUGAAACACGAGCUCAACAAGGUGGCAAUAUUGUUCAGUCAGCAGGGUUGUAAAGUUGCCAUAUUGAGACAUGAUGACAGUAUUAAUUUGACUCAGCAUCUUCAAAAUGCUAAAGUAGAUGGUUUUUUAGUAAUGUAGAAACUGCAGCUCAUAAUUGAUAUGGAUUGAAGCUUGGUCUGUCAUUUGCUCUACAACUAAUGAUAAAGAUAUUCUCAAUGUGCUUAAUGUUUCUUGUUCUGCGUAGGCGACCUUGUUUUGUAUGGAACAAACACUGAUAAAUGAAACAAACGUGCUUAGAGAGAAUGGAAC